Messenger RNA from Phragmites australis (common reed), 997 nucleotides. Its product is annotated as NDR1/HIN1-like protein 1. The transcript has a single exon. The coding region runs from base 169 to 804 and encodes 211 amino acids. Gene Ontology annotation, biological process: defense response to other organism. Lineage: Eukaryota; Viridiplantae; Streptophyta; Magnoliopsida; Poales; Poaceae. The record is from RefSeq and is a predicted model, not a curated record.
GACACAUGCAGUGUAGCACGCUUGGUGUCCCAUCUCUCUACCGAUUUUAAAAGCCAUUACACUUUCCUACACCGCACGGCUCACUAACUCGCUCUCACUCCAAACGUAAGCCAGCUCAGCUCGCCGCUGCACACACGCACCGACGCACAGCAGAGAGCUCGAGCAGCCAUGAGCAAGGAGAAGCACCACCGCCACGAGCACCACCUCCGCCGCUGCUGCGGCGGCCUGGCCUCCUGCCUCCUCGCGCUGGUACUCAUCGUCGCCUUCAUCGCGCUCGUCGUCUACCUCGCGCUGCGCCCCUCCAAGCCGGCCUUCUACCUGCAGGACCUGCAGCUCCGCCACCCCAUCUCCCUGGGCGACCCGUCCCUCACCGCCGAAGCGCAGGUCACGCUCGCCUCCCGCAACCCCAACGACCGCGUCGGCAUCCUCUACAGGCGGCUCGACGUGUUCGUCACCUACCGCGACGAGCCCAUCACCGUGCCCGUCUCGCUGCUGCCGGCGCCGCUGUACCAGGGCCACCGCGACGUCGCCGUCUGGUCCCCCGUGCUGUCGGCCGAGGACGUGCCCGUGGCAGGCUACGUCGCCGAUGCCAUGAAGCAGGACGUCGCCGCGGGGUACGUCGCCUUAGAGGUCAGGGUCGACGGCCGGGUCAAGUGGAAGGUCGGGAGCUGGGUCUCCGGGAGCUACCACCUCUUCGUCAGCUGCCCCGCCGUGCUCUCCGCCGGCUACCCUGGCGCCGGCGGCAAUGGCACCGUGGCGGACCUCAAGUUCGUGCAGCCGACAGGAUGCAGCGUCGAGGUGUGACGUGCUAGCUCAAGUAUAGCGCGGGUAGUGGCAAAGUGGAAAUUGAAUUUUCUUCGAGUAAAUCGUUAAUUAUGCUGUUAGUUUUGUUCAUGUCUCGUGCAUGUGGGACAAUAAAUUUAUGUCAAAUACACGUCGCCACUCCAAAACUUGGACUCAAUUGUAUUGAAAUAUACAUGUAUGAUUUGUUUCUGUA